UGUAAAAACUUUGGCGGUUUCUCCGAACGUCUUUUAAUUUUGUUUUGAGGUUAGAUCAACUAUCAAAGAUAUGAUGAGCUUUCAAAUCGAUAAUAAAACUGAGAAGAACGCUGAAGAAGAAAUGGAUAAAUCGAGCGAAGCAGAGGCAAACGUAAGAAUAAAUUGCAGAACGGAAUUAACGUCUUACUUUGAAAAGAUCGAUCAUAGCAAUAAUGACAUUUAUUUUUCUGAGAUUCCAAAUAUUUGUCGCGAGGAACCAUGCCAAUUGGGCGUAGACGAAGCAGGAAGAGGUCCUGUAUUGGGUCCUAUGGUAUACGGAAUAGCUUAUGCACCAUUGUCCCAGAAGCAAUUACUCGUAGACUUAGGUUGUGCAGAUUCAAAAAGCUUAACGGAAAAUCAGAGAGAUUGUAUUUUUGAUAAAACGUGCCAAGCAAGCGAUCUAAUAGGAUGGGCCGUGGACGUGAUAUCUCCUAAUGUCAUUGCCAACAGUAUGUAUCGUCGUAGUAAAGUAUCUUUAAACGAGAUUUCCAUAAAUUCAGCAAUUGGAUUGAUCAAGCAGGCUAUUAAAGCUGGUGUAAAUGUAAAAAUACUAUACGUCGAUACAGUUGGAAAGCCAGAAAAAUAUCAAUCUCGAUUGGAAGAAAUAUUUCCAGAGUUGGAUAUCGUUGUUGCAAAAAAAGCAGAUUCUAUUUAUCCAAUUGUUAGUGCGGCAAGUAUUUGUGCCAAAGUUUGCAGAGAUCAUGCAAUACGUGCGUGGCAAUUUCGAGAAGGUUCUAACGAAAGUGAAUAUGGCAGUGGAUAUCCUAAUGAUCCGGUAACUAAGAAAUGGUUAUUAGCCAAUAUUGAUUCCAUAUUUGGCUUUCCACAGAUUGUACGUUUUAGUUGGUCUACAGCGGAAAGGGUUCUUGAAUCUAAUGCAUUAACCGUAGAGUGGGAAGAAGUAGAGAAUCCUGAAAUGCGUAAAGAGCAAAAGAUAUCUAACUUUUUUGCCAAAUCACCCUCGAAACCUUUUAAUAAGUUUCACGUUAAAAAGCAUGCUUUUUUUACAGAAAGAUGUAUCAACAAUAUUAGUACUCUAUGAUUACUGCGAGGUUACCAUCGAUGU
Messenger RNA from Polistes dominula (European paper wasp), 1105 nucleotides. RefSeq names its product ribonuclease H2 subunit A. Gene Ontology annotation, biological process: DNA replication, removal of RNA primer; mismatch repair. Gene Ontology annotation, cellular component: ribonuclease H2 complex. NCBI's taxonomy places the organism in Eukaryota, Metazoa, Arthropoda, Insecta, Hymenoptera, Vespidae. Gene Ontology annotation, molecular function: RNA binding; RNA-DNA hybrid ribonuclease activity. The record is from RefSeq and is a predicted model, not a curated record.